Molecule: messenger RNA, 456 nt
Organism: Emericellopsis cladophorae
Lineage: Eukaryota; Fungi; Ascomycota; Sordariomycetes; Hypocreales; Bionectriaceae
Exons: 2
Coding region: 1-456 (151 amino acids)
Source: RefSeq, a predicted model, not a curated record
AUGGCUUGGGCGGUUGAGGACUUGGAGUACGACGGCCUUUGCACCCAUUCUCCUCUGAUUGAUGGGAUCGCUGGCGAGGAGGACGGACUGAGCCCUGAGCAGCUCGCCCUGAAGCAGGUGGAAAUGGAGGCGCGACGUGACGCUUCAGAAGCCGCUUCACAGCAAAAGUACUCGGCCAAGACGUUAUCAACCAAGUGGAUGCGCGAUCGCAAUGCGCUCGAAACGCACAAUGCUCGCGACAUCCACCUCUCGAAGCUCCCUGGCUAUAUCAAGCCAGCAAAGAUCCUGAAGCAUCCCGCUCAAAAGGCCCGCGAUGAUGCCAUGAAGGCAUCAAAAAAGUACCAUUGUGCUACAUGCAAUGCCAGCUUCCCUACUCCCUCCGGCCUUGCCACGUAUAACAAUGGUCGGAACCACAAGCUUGCGCUGGUUCGGGCGUCGUCCUUGGACGACGUCUAA